Clonostachys rhizophaga is the source of this 2328-nucleotide messenger RNA. Lineage: Eukaryota; Fungi; Ascomycota; Sordariomycetes; Hypocreales; Bionectriaceae. The record is from the annotation of a GenBank genome assembly.
UGUAACGGUCUGAAACCUUGCAGCACCUGCCUCAAACGAAGUUCAAUUUGCCAGUACACCCCGGGUCCCUCCCAUGACGGCGAUACCACCUCCCGUGCUGGAUCGGUAACGAAGCGACGCAACACAGAUGAGCCCUUUGAUCUGAUCGCAAUCGGGUCAAGUAGAAGUAAUUCUACUAUAUCCACGCCGGGACUCGCAUGGAGCAGUCCUAUGGGAGAUUUGCAUUGCGUUGCCACAGAACAGCCCACCCCAACCCAACAAUUCCAUGGCCAAGACAACCCUCCGCCCCCAAGCACACUGGCCACUUCUAACAAGGGAACCGUUGCACUGGGCCAAGAUGACCAUAUUGACAUGUAUGGCGAUGUAAGAAUGUUGGAAGACUCGAAUGGACGACUUUUGUUUGUCGGCAAUUCUUCUACAUUGUCAUACCUACAAUUCAUGAGGAUCAUAGUAGACAAUCCGACAGAGCAAUCAUCCUUUACAGGUGACCCCAUUCGCCAUAAAAUACCGGAAAAUUAUGCGGCUAUACCUUCAGACAUAGAAUCACCUUGGAUUCUUCCAGGGAGAGAAGCAGUGGACGCACUGAUCCAAUUCUUUUUUACCAAUACCAGGGGACUCGUCGAGUUAAUGGAGCGCCGACAUUUGGAAAUGACAAUCAACGCAUACUAUAUGAAUCCCGCCUCUGUACACCCUUCAGACCUUUGCAACAUAUACCUGACGCUUGCGGCCAGCCUGGUAAUGGUGGUUCCCACGCCAGGGACCGAAGCCGAUUUUUUACUUGGCCCAUUUUCAAUAGGAUCCAUUGAACAAGCCGAAGCGCUUUUAAAAAGUGCAAUGUAUUUUGGAGAACAGCUCCCGGAGUUUGCGGAUGGCGAUAUCUGGUCUAUUCAAGCUCACGCUCUUAUAGCCAUGUAUAAGUUCUCGGUGUCAAAGUGGAACGCAGCCUAUGCCUCCAUAGCAAAAGCAGUCAGUUUCGCGGUUGCUCUGGGUUUACACCGGAUAGACGACUACAUUGGCAUAUUCCAAAACCAGGAAUACGCGCUGGCCCAUAGACGGAAUCUUUGGAGAAGCCUAUUCGUUCUCGAUAAGCUGAUCUCAGAGUUCCUUGGCCGGCCUUCGGCAAUUUCGGAGGAGAACUGUUCUCCAACCGCGCUCAUUCCACCGAAGGUACAAGAUGGGCAAAGUGCGAACGAAACCGCGUGUAUGGAGAGCUUCAAUGCAACUGUCAAGUCGUGUCAAGGGAUGGGCAUGAUUCUCAGGGAAAUUUAUGGACAGUCUCGGCGGGUCCCGAUCCAAGCCGGAAAGGAGCUAUUCGACGAAUGUCUUCAUAGAGUGAAGGCGUUGUCUCCAAGACUCUUGGCCAGCCGGCUUUUCAAGGAAUUGUUGCUUCCCGAUGAAGGCAUCGCUGUGUUAUACGUCAACCUCGUCGAGCUGCACUGCCAACUACUUCUGACGAGACCUUAUUUCUUGUUUCUUCUUUUUCAGACACAGAAGGAAGCCUCGAAAACAACGGAGACUACGACUCGCACAAACUCGGAUCUGGGUAUGCUCUCCGAAUCGUGUUUAGCUGUGGCGAAAAGGACACUACACUUGAUGCACGCUGCGUACAUGUCUUCUUGGCUACCUCGGCGGAAUACAUUUAUCCUCAACUUCCUGCUCGCCGCCGGCCUCGUGGUUCACAGCAACGAAUCUUUCGGCCUAUACCGCAACGAACAAUAUAGCGAGCUGGCUAAAAAGGCCACCGAGAUGGCCAACUACUGCGCUGGGUCAGAUGCCCUUGGCAAACGGGUUUCCGACGUGCUGAAUUCCUUUCAUCGUUUUGUCGAGAAACAAAAGUCUUCCGAAUCCUCUACGAGUAUGACGAGAAUACAAAGUCAGGGCCUCAAAAUCCCUUCUUUUCCUGAUACGAAUGUGCCAGAGCUGGAGGCCGCUAGGGGCUUGGUUCCAGGACUCAAGAGGCCUGGUUCCGCAGCCCAACAUCGAGAGACCUUGGGUAGACCCGACGAGGCAACGGCUCCAAUGCAGCGUCGAGGUAGCCAUCUGGACCCUCAUGGUGGCAUGAUGAGCACCUUCAAACUUGAACCCGGCGUUAGUCCUUUGUCUCGUGCGAAUGUCUUGGCAACGGACCAGCCUUGGAACAUCACUCCUCUGCCCAGCAACACGGGCCCGGGCUACCCACCUCUUGUAAAGUCGCGUUCGAUGGCGACACUUCCAAGCCAUGGCCCACCGUACAGAGCCCCAGAAUCAUAUGCCAGACUCCCAGACCGGUCCGGUCUGCAUGACGAGAGGGAUAGGUCCGGGUCUUUUACCAUGAAGGACGGCGAAUAA